AUGAAGCCGCCCACCGCACUCUCGGGACCAGGCGCAGAGAUAAGUAUCCACAAAGAUUGCCAGGAACAAUUAGAUUACGAGGGCGAACUCACCAUCGUGAUCGGCAAGACUGGGAAAAACAUCGCUGCCAAAGACUACGCAGAGUACGUCCUGGGCUACACGGUAGGCAACGACGUGUCCGCACGCAACUUCCAGCUCCCCGCGUCCGUCAGCGGAGGGCAAUUCGGGUACGCGAAGUCCUUCGAUGGGUUCGCGCCAAUAGGGCCGUGUAUUGCGUCUCAGGCCGCGAUCGGAGGCGACCCCAAUAAGAUACGGUAUUGGACGAAGGUCAAUGGGGAGAAGAGGCAGGAGACGGGGACGGACGAUAUGAUUUGGAGUGUGGGGCAGAUUGUGGAGCAUUUGAGUAGGGGGACGACAUUGCAGGCUGGGACUUGUAUUAUGACGGGGACGCCGAGUGGUGUGGGGGUUUUUAUGGAUCCGAAGGGUUUUGUGAAGGAUGGGGGUGAGGUGGAGAUUUAUGUGGAGGGGAUUGGGAGCUUGGUUAAUAGGAUGAAGUUUGAGUAA
Molecule: messenger RNA, 564 nt
Organism: Didymosphaeria variabile
Lineage: Eukaryota; Fungi; Ascomycota; Dothideomycetes; Pleosporales; Didymosphaeriaceae
Exons: 2
Coding region: 1-564 (187 amino acids)
Molecular function (GO): acetylpyruvate hydrolase activity
Source: RefSeq, a predicted model, not a curated record